AUGUUUUAUAUUCUAUUAAUUACUAAUAUUCUAUUAACUAUAAAUGGAAUAUCAAUUAAUAUAAUUGAAAAAGAUUUAAAUAAUACAAUUGAAAAAAUUCUUUUAAUAAAUAAUAAUUUAUUUAUUGGUACAAAUAAUAUUCUACAUCGUUUAUCAUCAAAAACAUUAAAUAAAAAUUUAUUUUCAUUAAAACUUGGUCCACAAUUUGAUAAUUCAUAUUGUCGUUCAUGUAAUGAUUUUCGACAAAUAGAUUAUCAUUUUAAAAUUUUAUUAUUAAUAAAUAAUAAAAAAAAUCAUUUACUUUUAUGUGGUACAAUAUAUCAAGGUAUAUGUCAAAUUAUUGAUGAAAAUUUUAAUUUUAUUAUUAAUUCAACAUUACCAAUUGUUGCUAAUGAUCAAAUAAAUAGUACAAUUGGAUUAAUUAUACCAGAAAAAAAUCUUAUCUAUUUUGGUGUUACAUAUACAAAUGAUGGUGUUUAUCGUUGGCAAAUUCCAAAUAUAUCAGGACGUUCAUUAAAUAUAACAAAUUUUAUGAAAAUUUUAUCAAGUAAUGAUGAUGAUACAAUAUAUCGUGAUGAUUUAUCACUUCGUUUUAUGCCAAGACAACAAACAACAUUUAUUGUUCAAUAUAUAUAUACAUUUUAUACAAAAAAUUAUAUUUAUUUUAUAACAAAUCAACCAAAUGAUAUUGAUCAAACAACUAUAAUAACAAAAAUAAUACGUUUUUGUCGAAAUAGUUCAAAUUCAAUAAUACGUACAUAUAGUGAAAUUCCAUUAAUUUGUUUUAAUUCCGAUUGGAUUAUUAAAUCAGCUCAAACAAUUAUUGAUAUUAAUAAUAAUAAUCAAAUGAUUUUAAUUGGACUUUUUAUAAAACGUGAUGGAUCAAAUGGAACAAAUAUUUGUUCAUGGAAAAUUCAAAAUGAUAUUGAUAAAGCUUUUCAAGAUAAUUAUAAAAAUUGCUAUACAAUGGGUAUUGGACAACGUGGAUUAAAUUUUAUUAAACCAAAUGAACCUUGUAGAAAAGAUGAAAGUUGGUCAAUAGGAAUAACGAAUGAUAAUGAUUUAUGUCCAUGGAUAAUUAGUGAUCGUUUACCAUAUCCAGUCGGUGGAAUAAUUCCUAUAAUUGGUCGUCUUUUUUAUGAGAAUUCAUUUGAGAGUUCUAGCGCCUUGCAGCUGCAUCCACUCGGUUCAUCAAUUCUUUUUUUACAAGGAUUAACCAAUGGCACUUUCAAGUUGGGAAUAUUUGAUUUUCUAUUGAAUAUAAAUUGGAUAUAUUCAUAUCAAUUAUCAACACAAUUACCAAUUCUAUCGAAUAUUUUAUUUGAUAAUCAUACAGCAAGUUACUUUUUAGCUUCAGGAACAAAGAUUUAUCGUUUAUCAUUUGCUGGUGAUUGUGCAUCACAUUUGUCAUGCGAUGAAUGUUUGUCUUCAUCAAAUAACGUUUUUUGUGGGUGGUGUUCGACAACUGAACGAUGUACAAUAUCAAAUGAUUGUCCUACUAAAUCUUGGCGACAAGAAAAUAAUCAAUGUAUACAUAUUAUCAAUGUUCAACCAUUGAAUGCUUCUAUUGAUCAGAGUCAAUGGAUAAAUCUAACUCUAUCGAAAUUACCACAAUUAGAACAUAAUGAAAUUUAUCAAUGUAUUUUUAGUAAUAAAAUAGUAUCAGCAAGUACACAGGCUAUUAAGUUAGAUUAUAAUCGGCUUUCGUGUCCUACACCAUCAAAUCAUUAUAGAAAAGAAAAUAUUCAUUUACAAAUAGGAAAUGAAUCAAAAGUACGUUUAUCAAUAGUAAAAUGGCCAUCAAAUACAAGUAUUGCAACAAUACCUGAAUUUAUAUUUUAUGAUUGUUCAUCAUAUUCAUCAUGUGAAUCAUGUCGAUCACAAAUAGGAUGUCAAUGGUGUUCUGAUCGAUGUUCAUCAAUAUGUACUGAAAAAACCAUCCAACAAUGUCCAUCAUUUGAUCUUAUUGAUACUUCAAAUAUAUUUAUUGAAUCUGGUAAAUCAAUUGAUAUUCCUUUAAAAUUUUAUAAUACAAUAAAAUUUUCACUUGAAUGUCGUUUAAAUGAAACAAUAUUUGGUUUUAUUGAUCAAAAUUAUAUUUGUCAUAUAUCAAAAAUUCCUGAAUUAACAAAUGAAAAUGAUCAAAUAGUAUAUUUAUCUAUAUAUGAAAAUAAUAUAUCAAUAGGUAUUCCAAUAAAAAUGUUUAUUUAUCGAUGUGAUUUAUAUGAUACAUGUGAUAAAUGUCAAUCACGUUUAACAUGUUCAUGGUGUCAAGGUAAAUGUUUAUCAAAACAAGAUAAACAAUGUUUAAUUAAUUCACAAUGUACUUCAUUAAAAAUAAAAGAUUUUUCACCAAAAAAACUUCCACUUUAUGGUGAAACACUUGUAAUUAUUUAUUUAAAUGAAUUAAUAAAUGAUAAAAUACUUGAAAUAACACUUGCUGAUAUUCCUUGUUUAAUUAUAAAAUCAACAAAUCGAAUUGAAUGUCAAUCAAAUAAAUCAAAUUCAUCGCGGCAUGGUCCAAUUAAAAUUCAUUUUCAAAAUUCAAUUAUACUUUAUUCACAAGAAUUUAUUCAAUAUUGUCAAUCAUCAAUAAAUUCUUUUAAUCCAAUGAUUGUUUAUGAAUUUGGUGGACAAAUUCUUUAUAUAACAGGAAAUAAUUUAAUUAUUGGUAAUUAUCAACAAAUAUUUAUUGGAAAUUUUCAAUGUCUUCUAAUAAAACAAACAAUAACAAAUGUUUUAACAUGUCGUUUACCAUCGAUAUUAUCAGGAUCUUAUAAUAUUACUGUUAUUAUUGAUAAUAAAACUAUUCUAAAUAAUGGAAAUAUUUUAAAAGUAACACCAAAUCCAAUUGUUCAAGAUAUUAAUCCAAUAAUUAGUUUUGCAAGUGGUGGUCGAUUAAUAACUGUUCGUGGAAUGUAUUUUUCAUCUGCACAAUCAAUUAUUGCAGAAUUUUCUUACAAACAAUGGAAUGCAAAAUUAAAGAUAAUUUCAAAUGAUAUAAUAUCAUCAAAUAAUGGAAUGAAAUCAUCAUUUAGUUUUCGUACACCAGAAAUUCCUUCACCAUCAAAUGAAUUUAAUUCACCACCAAUUGAUAUUGAUUUUUCACUUCAUUUUGAUGAUUUAAUUAUAUUACCAAAUUUAAUUCAAUUUCAUUAUCUACCAGAUAUUGUAUUAAAUAUUUCAUCAAACCCUCCAACAUUACCAUAUACAGGUGAAGAACUUAAAUUACACGUAGAAAAUUUAACUGAAGCAUUAUCAAUGGAAGAUAUUCAAUUAUUAAUUGGUUGUAACGAAUGUAAACUAAAAACAUUUACAUCAAAAGGAAUUACAUGUCAACCACCAACACAAUUAUUAAUAAAUACACCUUUACUUCUUAAUAAUCAACAUGAUCAAGUUGCUUGUACAUUAUAUAAUACAUCAAUUGGUCCAAUUCGUUUUCGUAUUGGUGUUCAUAAUCAUUUAAUUGGUUAUUUAUCAUACAUUCGUUCAUCAUCAUCAUCAUCAUCAUCACGAUAUUCUGUUACUAAAAUAAUUUCUUUAUCAUUAGCAAGUUGUCUUUUAACAAUUUCUUUACUUACAUUAAGUCGUUUUUCAUAUAUUAAAUUACGAAAACCAAAAGAAAAAUCUUCUUCAUUAUCUCCAAUAAAAUCUAAUGAACAAAAUGAUAGAGCUUUUUGGUCAACAACAACAUCAGCUAUUGCUGGUCCUUAUUAUCAAGUAUAUGAACAAAUUCCAUCAUCAUCAUCUCAUCAAAAUACAUUAGCACGUGCUCCAUUACUUGUUUGCCCAUAUCAUCAUCAUUAUAAACAAGAAUAUUCAACAUUAUCAUUAAUGCAACAAUUAGAAAUCAAUAUACCAUUUUUAACUACUAUAUCAGUUGAACAUGAACAAUUGAAAAAAUUAAUAUUCACAUCCGAUAAUAUAUAUAAUUCAUCAAAUCAUUAUCAAUCAAUGGAAUUAUUUUAUGAUUUACUUGGAAUGACACCAUUUUCUGAAGCUUUUAUUGAUCAAUUAAUAGUAAAUAAUUGUAAUGAUCUAUGUAAAUAUUAUGGAUAUAUAUUUCGUUAUAAUCCAUUAAAUUUAAAAUCAUUUCCAUUAACACGUGAAAUAUCAUUUAUUAAAUUAAUUUCAAUAUUUUUAUUUCAAUCAAAAAACGAUUUAUGUGAAUUAUUUUCUUUAUUUGAUAAAUUAAUAAAUUCAUUAAUUGAUUUAAUUGAUUGUGGACCAUGUGAUCAAUUAUUAAAUCGUUCAAUAAAUUCAAUAUCAUCAUCAACAUUAUUAUUAUUAUUAAAUAUUGAUUAUAAUUGUUUAGAAUUAUUAAUUAAUUAUGAAAAUUUAAUACGUUUUCAUCUUCCUGUACUUGAUUGUGAUACAAUGGAUCAAAUAAAACAAAAAAUAAAUCAUUAUUUAAAUACUUAUGAAAACAUUUCUCAUGAAGAAAUUGAUUUAAUUAUUCCAUCAUUAAAUAUUUGUUCAUGUAAUCAUCAAAUUCCAAUAUUAAAACAAUAUACAAUAAAUUCAACAAUAUUAUGUCGAAAAAAAUCAUCAUGGAAUUAUUUUUCAGAAAAAAAAAGAGAAAAAAAUUUUUUUUUAUAUCAUUUAUGUACAGAAAAUCAAUUAAUUAAAGAUAAAAAUUUAAUUAAUAAUAAAUUAAAAGAAAAUAAAAAACGUUUACAAAAAAUUCUAAAUAAUUUUUAUGAAGAAAUUUUAAAUGGUUUUAAAAUUUUUUCAAUAUGGGAAAAACAAAUUAAUGAAAAAAAUCAAAAUAAUUUAUUUAAACAAUAUAUUCAAUUAGUUAGUGAUCUUAUUCGACGAUUAAAUAGAUUAAUGAUAUGUCGAUCAACAUGUCCUAUUAUACAAUCAUGUUUAAAUGUUAUUGCAGAUGGUUUAGAAUUUAUUUUUCAGACUAAAACUGAAUUUUCAUCGGAAAUUGAAUUAUUAUUUGAAGAUGAUAGAAAAUAUUUUGCUUCAUUUGAUACGAAUCUAUUUAAAAUUCCUUCAUAUUCUCUAAUUGAUUCAUUACCAUCAACAUUAGAUAUUCGAUCAUUAAUACUUACUGAUCAUACAUCAAUGGAAUGUCUUUUUAAACUUUAUCAAUUUUAUGAAUUACAUAGUGAACCGAUAAAUCAACAUAUUGGAGAAAAUCAUGUCAGUGUUUUAUUACCUGUUCAUCAUCUUCUUGUACAAAUUCGUCAAUUAAUUAAUUCAGAUUCAAUUCGAACUAAUACAACAAUUAUUUGA
Molecule: messenger RNA, 5244 nt
Organism: Rotaria sordida
Lineage: Eukaryota; Metazoa; Rotifera; Eurotatoria; Philodinida; Philodinidae
Source: the annotation of a GenBank genome assembly